AGAGAAGGGUGGUAUUGCUGGAGUGCAGCUCCGGCGGCGGUGUCAGUUAUCAGUGUGGGUUGUCACACGGAGCACAUCGUCUUGUUAGAGCCACAGACCCCCGCCCAGGAGAGGGCCAUUCAAUGAAGUGAAGGCACAAGCUCUUGUCGCCCCCUCUUCCAGGCACUGACUCCAUGUGGUGUGGGGUGACACUGUACUGACCCUCGCCCGUCAUACAGAGAAAGAAGCAGGAGGAUAUAUUCGCUGGUUGUUAUGGCCGUCCUGGAGCUGGCCCUACAAGGUCUCGCCAUCUUCGGCGUCGUCCUUUUCUUCGUCCUGUGGUUCAUGCAUUUCUUAUCCAUCAUCUACACGCGGCUCCACCUCAACAAGAAAGCAUCCGACAAGCAGCCUUACAGCAAGCUUCCUGGCGUUUCACUUCUUAAACCACUAAAGGGGGUUGAUACUAAUCUAAUCAACAAUUUAGAAACGUUCUUUGAAUUAGACUAUCCAAAGUUUGAAAUCCUCCUUUGCGUUCAAGAUGUUGAUGAUCCGGCAGUGGACGUAUGUAAAAAACUUCUUGGGAAAUACCCCAACGUGGACGCCAACUUAUUCAUAGGUGGUAAAAAGGUUGGCAUCAACCCAAAGAUAAACAACCUAAUGCCUGGGUAUGAACUUGCCAAGUAUGAUCUCAUAUGGAUUUGUGACAGUGGCAUUAAAGUGAAACCAGACACCCUCACAGACAUGGCCAAUCAAAUGACUGAAAAAGUUGGCUUGGUUCAUGGACUUCCUUAUGUGGCAGACAGGCAAGGUUUUGCUGCUACGCUAGAACAGGUUUAUUUUGGAACUUCCCAUCCGAGGUCAUACAUUUCUGCUAAUGUCACUGGUAUCAAGUGUGUAACGGGGAUGUCAUGUUUAAUGAGGAAAGAGAUUCUGGACCAAGCAGGUGGACUAAUUGCAUUUGCGCAAUAUAUAGCCGAAGAUUAUUUCAUGGCCAAGGCAAUAGCAGAUCGGGGUUGGAAAUUUUCUAUGGCUACCCAAGUUGCAAUGCAAAAUUCUGGUUGUUACUCCAUAUCUCAGUUUCAGUCUAGAAUGAUCAGAUGGACUAAGCUCAGAAUCAAUAUGGUACCUGCCACAAUCGUGUGUGAACCGAUCUCUGAAUGUUUUGUUUCAAGCUUGAUCAUCGGCUGGGCCGCCCACUACAUUUUCCGAUGGGACAUCAUGGUGUUUUUUAUGUGUCACUGUUUGGCUUGGUUUAUAUUUGAUUAUAUUCAACUGCGGGGUGUUCAGGGUGGGCCUCUUCCUUUUUCCAAACUGGACUAUGCAGUUGCGUGGUUCAUCAGAGAGUCUAUGACAAUAUAUAUCUUUUUAUCUGCCCUAUGGGAUCCCACCAUCAGCUGGAGGACCGGAAGAUAUAGGUUGCGAUGUGGAGGCACAGCAGAAGAAAUCCUUGAUGUAUAGUUUUGGACCUUUAAUUGUAUAUAAAAGGAAGAGAAAAAAAAAGUAUUCUGAAUUGUUUAUACGAAUGCUUUUAAAGAAAGAGCAACUACCUUUUGAAUCGUUUUUACGUUUAUGUUUUGCUAUUUGAUCUAAUUUAUUUUGCAUGGCACUUGUAUCUGUGACGCGUUGUUUCUAAUCUGGGCCAUAUAGGGGCAAUAUAUUUUUAGGUGAACAAAGCUGAUAGAAUAUAAGUGCUCUGCGCUAAACGGUAUAGCAGUCGGAAGGAGACUGGUGCACUCUCUCAAUGUGAAGGGACCAGCGGAGAAAAGUUGUUUUUUUUUAUUUAAUUUUUUUCUUCCUCUUUCUAAGGAACAAUAGUUUUAUAUUAAAACAAAAAAAAUAAAAAAAAGUCUGAGCCCUAACUUUAUAUUUGCAGAGGUGGAAAUCCUCCGCACACCGAUUCGCUCCUGCUUGAAUGAAACAUGGAUCCGGUACUGGACAGACUAUUUGGCUACCUCUUUACAUUCUGCUGUAAUGUGCAGAAAACAUUAGAAAAAAGUGGACUCCUUGAUUCAAACCAUUUUGUUUGCUUGGAAAGUAUUUAUUGAGAAUACAAGCUGCAAAACAAAUGGGAACCGUCGAUAUUGAGGCACUUUAUGAUUGACAUCAUAACUUCCCUGCAAAUUGAUGGUUUGAAUUCUCAUAAAUAUUGGCCGUGAUUACAAAGUGAUUGUUUACAUUGUGACUGGUAAAUGGAUCUGGAAGUGUAAAGCAGGGUUCACAGCCUGUGUUUGCAUCGUGCUUUUUAACUGGGAAACAGGACAGGGAUCUGAAGUAUUAAUGCCUGCUUUUUAUACUUCUCUUCUCUUUGAGAUGUCUUGAUCUUGUCCCCCCUACAUAGUUACAGUGUGUAUACCCAUCCUUAAAGAGAGCCUGGACUGUCUUCCUACCUGUUACUACACUUUUAGCAGUUGUGCCAAGUUUAGCAGUUAUCCACAGUAUAGAGGAUAGCCAACUGAUCACUGGGUUAUCAGACUGCUGGGACCCCACCAAGUCUAAGAACGGGGGUCCUGUUCCCUUUGAUCAUUCAUUCUCAUUGGGACCGCCGUAAAUAGCUGAGCACUGUACUGCACUGUCUCCAGAAGUCCCAUAGAGAAUGAAUUGAGUGACGGGGCACAUGCUCGACCUGCCGUUCUGUCCGAUCAGGGGAUCGGAACCCUUGUUCUUGGGUUUGUUGGGAUUCCCAGUGGUGGGACUCCCAGCAAUCACUUAGUUAUCCCCUAUCCACAUAACUUCUAAAUUUGGCACAGCCACCUUCAACCAAAAGUAGACUGAUUGCUCCAUAUGGCUCGCCAUGCUCUUAAAGGCCAUUGCUAAAUAAUUGCUAAUCUCAAUGCUGUAACUAGCCUUAGCCUUUACCUCCAGAUUUCCUCCUGGUGAGGUGACUUUGUUUUUGCUUUGAGCUUUUUUUUUUUUUAUAUAUAUAUAUUCUUUCCAGUCGUUUUGCUUGUUUCUCUUUAUACAUAUGAUAAAAUGCAAUUUAGGAAUUCAUGCAUUGAAACUAUUUUCUUACUCCACAUAAAAUUGCUAAAACGAGACCUUUUGUGACCUGUAUUUAGUACCUUUUUAAUGCAUGUAUAAUAUUGAGAAUGAAACUCAGUAAAUAUUGUAAAUAUACAGUAUUUAAAUGUGUAUAAAAAAAAAAAGAAGUGAGGAUGUAUUUGCCGUAACUGAAAAUCUGUACACAGUCUUAAUUUAUUUGCUACUGCUGGGUUGUUCUCUUUAUACAGUUGGAUUUUUUUUUAUUUUUUUAUUUUUUAUGCUUCUGCUUGUAACAAUGUGAAUUCAUAGAAGUGCAUGCUGUAUAUUAUUCCUCGCUACUUGUAACUGUUUGUACCCAACUGUAAUGUCCGAUCUGUAUAGCUGUGGUGAACUGGGCCUACUAUGGUUAUGUAUAUGCUCACGAAAGAAGUGAACAGGAAAUGCAUAAGCCUUUAAUACGUGUACAUGUACAUGCGUUUUGUUACGUCACCCCCAUCUCACUCCAUGUUAUCGACAUACUGGCUAGCGAAAAGGUCUUCUCUGGCUACCGUGAACCUGUUUAUUACACCUUAGAAUAUGCCGGAGAACAUACCUGUUUAUAAAAGCAAUAAUUACCUCUUCUAACAAUCUGGGCACUCUUUCUGUUACUGAGCCUAUAGACAUACGUUUGCCCAAAUGUUCCUAAUCCUGGCCAAGACCUUCCUAGCCAGCUUGCCUUAUGACAUCAUGAUUUUUGAUUUGAAGGGCAUCUCUUCUUUUGACAGAUGGGGGGAGGCUUUUGUUGCACGUUCGCAUUCUUUCCAUGAAUCGGGGAUAUGGUACCCUGAUGAAAUGGCACAUUGCUAGCCAGUCUAGUUGUGACCCACACGAGCUGUUCAUGAAAUGCUUCAUUGUUUUUUUGUAAUAUAUGUUGUACUUUUUAUUUUAUUUUUAUGUUUAGUGAAGUUUGGUUGAUGCCAUGCAUUACGCUGCUAUCCCCAUCAUACACUGUACAAUCUGGAAGCUUCUUGGUGUAUGCAGUGUACAUACAAAAUGAAGGCUGGACAGACUUCAAGGUUUUCUUUUUUUAUAUAUAUUUUCUAGAUAUAACCACAAUAUUUUGCACUUCUCAUACAUCUGCUUAUGGAGGCAAAAAAAUGAAGCACACAGUUAGAGCUUCUGUUUUGUGUCGAUCAUUUUUUGAUCUGAAGAGCAUCACAAACAGAUUAUUUAAUUUCCAGAUAAUGUGCAUAAUUUAAAGUAGUCUUAUGAGGAAAUGUGUAGAAUAUUUUCUGUGUUUAUUUAAAAUAAUUGUUUCUUGUUGGUUGUUCAAAAAAAAUUUGGAAGAAAAAAAAGAGAAUAAACUUUCACAAUGAAAAGAUGAAA
Messenger RNA from Bufo gargarizans (Asiatic toad), 4323 nucleotides. RefSeq names its product UDP-glucose ceramide glucosyltransferase (gene UGCG). Bases 253 to 1437 code for a protein of 394 amino acids. Gene Ontology annotation, molecular function: ceramide glucosyltransferase activity. The record is from RefSeq and is a predicted model, not a curated record. Gene Ontology annotation, cellular component: membrane. Lineage: Eukaryota; Metazoa; Chordata; Amphibia; Anura; Bufonidae. Gene Ontology annotation, biological process: glucosylceramide biosynthetic process. The transcript is spliced from 9 exons.